AUGCAGUCCGGCAUCUCAGCCUCCAAGGAGCUGGUCGCCCAGUUCAACACGCUGCUCGAGUCCGACCGCCACUUUGGCCUCCUCGCGACCAUCACGGGCGAGGCCCUGACGCCGCUCGAGCUGCUGACCCCGUCCUCGGGCGCGCCGGCGUCCGAGGCGUCCUUUGCCAGCAACGUCGACGCCCUGCUCGUGCCCCGCCUCCACGAGAAGCAGCCGCUCUACAUUCUGCUGCGCCGCUACGACACCAGCCCGUACCUGGUGGCCGCGACGUACGUGCCCGACGCGGCGCCGGUGCGGCAAAAGAUGCUGUUUGCGUCGACGCGGCUGGCGCUCGUGCGCGAGCUCGGCAGCGAGCAUUUCCGCAAGCAGCUGUUUGCGACGGCGGCCGAGGAGCUGACGGGGGCCGGGUUCAAGAAGCACGACGCACACGAGGCGCUGGACGCGCCGCUGACGGAGGAAGAGCGCGAGCUGGGGGCGGUCAAGCGCGCCGAGCAGGAGGCGGGGCGCGGCACGGCGACGCGCGAGAUCCACCUGAGCAGCCAUUUCAAGAUGCCGCUGACGGAGGGCGCGCUGGCUGCGCUCAAGGACCUGGACGGCGGACGGACGCUGGUGAUUCUGAAAAUCAACCCCGACACCGAGAUUGUCGAGCUCGACGACGUGUCGGACGGCCGCGGCGUGUCGACGGUGGACGACGUCGUGCACACGGUGUCGGCGACGGAGCCGCGGUUCACCUUCUUCCGGUACACGCACACGCACGAGGGCGCCGAGUCCAGCCCGUUGCUCUUCUUCUAUACGUGCCCGGCGUCCCCCGGCACCAAGGCCAUCAAGUUCCGGAUGAUGUACCCGCUGAUGAAGCGGGCCGUGUUGGAGGUGGCCACGGGCGAGGCGGGCCUGACGCUGGAGAAGAAGUUUGAGGUGGAGGAGGCCUCGGAAAUCAGCGAGGCGACUGUGCUGGCGGAGCUGCACCCGCAGGUGGAAACGCGCAAGGCGUUUUCGCGGCCGAAGCGGCCGGGUCGGUAG
Messenger RNA from Sporothrix brasiliensis 5110, 1020 nucleotides. Its product is annotated as PTK9 protein tyrosine kinase 9. The transcript has 2 exons. Bases 1 to 1020 code for a protein of 339 amino acids. Gene Ontology annotation, biological process: barbed-end actin filament capping; actin filament depolymerization. Gene Ontology annotation, cellular component: actin filament; cytoplasm. The record is from RefSeq and is a predicted model, not a curated record. NCBI's taxonomy places the organism in Eukaryota, Fungi, Ascomycota, Sordariomycetes, Ophiostomatales, Ophiostomataceae. Gene Ontology annotation, molecular function: actin filament binding; actin monomer binding.